UUUAAUCAUCGCGAUCGUGGUGUAAGGCAACUGGUCACGAGCUAUGCUAUGAAUGAUUGAUCGUAUUUGCGCUUGUGUACGAACUUCCAGAUUACUAGCGCUCUCAAGAAUUCACAGCAUGGCCGCGAGGAAGAAACCAUCAAGCACAUUAUCAUGGGUCUGUUGAUAACUGAUCUCCCUCAGGACGUACUAAUCGUGACUUUCUUAUGUCUGCCUGUCGAGGACAUUCUCUCUUUGAGACAGACUUGUCGUAAUUUGCAUGCUAUAGGAUCUGCAGACUAUGUCUGGCGCAGAUCAGUCAUAUCCUUUGACUUGCCGUUGGAUCUCCCAGGGGAUGGCAUCGUAGCUUCGCUCUCGAGCAACGAGCUUCGUAUUGCAGUCAUCAACGCCUUGAAAUUAGAUAGAAAGUGGAGAGAUCCCAACCUUUAUCCACGAAAAGCGUCAUGUAUCAUUUCCCGGUGCGGUGCAUUUGUGGAAGCUCUGCAAAUACUUCCAGGCGGAAAGUGGUUGAUAACAUUUCAAGUUGAACAGAGCUCGCGGACAACGGUCGUGAGCCUCUGGUCAUUGCAUGAUAUCAAUCGUGUUGCGAUCACGUUUCAAACGAAAUUCCAUGGUUGCAUUACAUCCCAUCAUGCUUUUCAUGAUCGGGUUCGCAAGGAAAUCACGAUUGCUGUUGGUUCGAGAAUUGAUAGUGGUUACGAUUCGGUCAGGGUCUACAAAGUCUCGAAUCAUGCGCCCGAGAGCUUGCCUUCGCCAGCGCCCGUGAGUGUCGUACUAGAAACGCAACCCCGAGAAUUGGUCGAUUUCGGGCUUCUACUGGAGGUCAAAAUAUGCGGAGAUGUAGUAACUGUUCUAUUCGACAAUGUGAUGGGAAGAGAGGCGCAAGUAUUAUGUUUCAACACCUCUACGCGCGUUCGAGUUGUCAUCACUGGGCUCGGUUGGCUUCAUGCAUCUUCGGUGUAUUUUCUCUUCCCCCAGCAUUUUGUGUUUGUCGGAUCCGGUCAAUCUCGAGAAUUAACGUUGUACGACCUUCCCAGAUCAGUCUUAGAAUCGUCAAAUGUUGAAGAUUCCCGGUGCGAAAUCGGGACGCCGAAGCUAACAUGGCACCUGAUUCAGUAUGUGGGCUCGACGACGAGUUUACUGCCAUCGGACGGACCUGCUGACAGCAGUUCACUCCAAUCUUCCUUCGCUCUUGCUGGUUUUCCAUUCUUCGGUUAUGAUGAUGCACCGGAAACCCAGAUGUUCGUGCUGCGUGUCGCAUUUCACGAUAUCACGGCCUCAGGGCCAUCGUUUUCUCCGACCUAUGCGUCCUACAAGCCAUCGUUCGCCAACCAGCAAAUCAGGAUUGGUAGCAGUGGAUGCCGUGCAGUAUGGAUAGCGAGGUGCCUAGAUGUCGAGGGCUGUACGUUGCAGAAGUUCUCCGCUGCGCGCACCGUGCGCGAACAGGUGUUUCCUGCAACCACAUCGACUUUGAUGCCUUCAUUCUCUGGUCUGCCAUUCAAUCCACAAGAUUGCCAGUGCCUCGCAUUCGACGAGGUAUCCUGUCGGCUUUGUGCGAGUCUUCCGUCAGGACAGGUCUUUGCUUUGGAUUACUGAUAUGUGCCGUUACUCGUGUUACAUCAAGUAUGUUACGGGGUACAUAUUUCAACCAGAUGAACUAUGUCAUUUACUAUACGUG
Molecule: messenger RNA, 1678 nt
Organism: Suillus clintonianus
Lineage: Eukaryota; Fungi; Basidiomycota; Agaricomycetes; Boletales; Suillaceae
Exons: 4
Coding region: 154-1596 (480 amino acids)
Molecular function (GO): protein binding
Source: RefSeq, a predicted model, not a curated record